AUGCAACUACAGAUAUCUGUUCCCUUUUUUAACAUGGAAUCUGAUCCAAAAUAUCAAAUGCGUGAAGCUGAAUCUAUGAAAAGACUUGCAUUUGUUGGAAUAACAACAACAACAUUUGCUCUUCUUACUGCCGUUAUUUUUGUACCAAUGCUUUACAAUUAUAUUCAAUAUGUACAAGCAUCUUUGGAUACAGAAGUCAAUUUUUGUUCUCAUCGUAGUCAAGGAUUAUGGCAAGAAUUACAAAAAAUAGAAUCUGUUGUUGGUACAAGACAUAAGAGAGAAACUAACUAUAAUCAAAACCAACAAUUCUUUGGAAGAAGAAAUGUUAUAAGAGGAGCUGCUUCAUAUGCUACUGGAAGCAACGGAGGAGGUGGAGGAGGAUACAGCGGUGGAGCUGGAGGUGCUGGAGGUGGAGGUGCUGGAUAUGGUGGUGGCGCUGGAGCUGGCGGUGCUGGAUUUGGAGGUGGCGCUGGUGGUGCUGGAUUUGGACGUGGUGGUAUUUCAAGUGCAGCUCAAGGUUUCGGAGGUGGAGCUGGAGGUGCAGGAGGAGGUGCAGGAGGAUAUUCUUCUGCAGGAGUAUCUGGUUCAUCAGGUGGAUCAUGCUCAACAGGACCCGCUGGACCACCUGGAAAAGAUGGACUUGAUGGUAAAGAUGGAGCUGACGGUCAACCAGGUAAAGCAGGAGAACCAGGAUCCGAUGGAGCUGCAGAUGCACAAGGAGGUGGAGGGUGCCAAAGAGCAUGCCCACCAGGACCACCAGGACCAGCAGGAAAUCCAGGACCAAAAGGACCACCAGGAAAUCCAGGUCCACGUGGAAACGAUGGACAAAGCUCACCAGGACAAGCCGGUCAAGCUGGUCCACCAGGACCACCAGGAAGCGAUGGAACACCAGGAAACCCAGGACCUGAUGGAGCACCAGGAUCUGUUAAUGAAGCUCCAGGACCAGUUGGACCACCUGGACCACCAGGUCCACCAGGAGCACCAGGAAAUGAUGGAGAACCAGGUGCACCAGGAACUUCAAUACCUGGACCACCAGGACCAGCAGGAGAUAGUGGUCCACCAGGAGCUCCAGGAAAUCCAGGAUCUGAUGGAUCACCAGGAAAUGCAGGUGAAGCUGGACAAAAAGGACAAUGUGAUCAUUGCCCUGCUCCAAGAACAGCUCCAGGAUAUUAA
This is a messenger RNA of Strongyloides ratti, 1173 nucleotides long. RefSeq names its product Nematode cuticle collagen, N-terminal domain-containing protein. Gene Ontology annotation, molecular function: structural constituent of cuticle. The transcript has 7 exons. NCBI's taxonomy places the organism in Eukaryota, Metazoa, Nematoda, Chromadorea, Rhabditida, Strongyloididae. The record is from RefSeq and is a predicted model, not a curated record. The coding region runs from base 1 to 1173 and encodes 390 amino acids.